Molecule: messenger RNA, 3347 nt
Organism: Coregonus clupeaformis (lake whitefish)
Lineage: Eukaryota; Metazoa; Chordata; Actinopteri; Salmoniformes; Salmonidae
Product: scavenger receptor class A member 5
Exons: 9
Coding region: 312-1808 (498 amino acids)
Biological process (GO): iron ion transmembrane transport
Cellular component (GO): plasma membrane
Molecular function (GO): ferritin receptor activity
Source: RefSeq, a predicted model, not a curated record
UAGAAUGAGAUAGGAACGCAUCUAAUCAGAGUUGUCCAGGCAGCGGUAUUCGUCACAUCGUAGUCUCCAUGCCUCCACUACAACUUUUAAACUGGGAUUAAUUCACCCAAGCAUCACAGACUGGAUGGUGCACGGAUCUCCACGCUGCGUUUAUCUAGCCUAUCUGCUGAGAGCGACUUCAGUGAAUUGUCUUAUGUUGAGAGGAAACGUUUAUUGAGUCAUGUCAUUGGGAAAACAUUCACCCUUUUUAGGCUGAAUUUUGAGAUUUGCAUCUGUAAUACUUUUUAGUCACAACAUUGACAAGUUCCUGAAUGGAGAAUAAGGCCAUGUACCUGAGUACAUAUGAAGAGAGGGAGAACGGAUCCUUCUAUGAGGAGGGCUACGAUGGCAGGAACCUAUCAAAGCUCAACCUGUGUGAAGACGCCUGCUCUGCCAAGAGGAGAAGAAAGUCAGACAAUUGCUGCAGCCACCUGAACUCCCUGUCUGCCAUCAAGUAUGCUAUCGUGUCUCUAUACAUCCUGGUACUCCUGAGCAUCUUUGGCCUCUGUUUAGCAGUGUCCAGGUCCCAGAUGUCCUCAGAGAAGCAGGAGGCACUGAUGGAGAACAUGACCCAUAUGGGGGACCACUCCCGGGAGCUCCAGCAGUCCCUGGGCGACAUCUCCUCUCAGGCAGACCUCCUGGAGAAAAUCUGGAAGCUGGAGAGCCUGUUCCAGAACCACAAUGAGUCCUUACAGCAGCUGGGCCGGGCAUUGCACGGCCUGGAGAGGGACAUCAGGGAUCUGCAGGGCCACUCCCAGUCGACAGACAGCACAGUGGAGCAGCUGGGGGACCGUGUCUCUGCCCUGAACCGAUCGUCCCAGAGGAACAUGAGUGGGCUGAGCAACCAGCUGGCCCAGGCCUCUGUCUCGCUGCACGACCACGACCUACUGCUGAGGAGCGCAGCGGAUCAGGUGGACCAGCUCAAGGAGAGGCUCGAGGAGGUGGGAUGGACGGUGGGCGCGGUCAACCACACAUUCACAAGUGACAUCAGCAUCCAUCACCUGAAGAUCCAGGACCUGCAGGUGCAGAUCAGCAACGUGAGCCAGGACACACGGUACAUGAGGGAGACACAGGUGCAGAUGGAGGAGACGCUGAAGAACGAGGUGGAGAUCCUCAGCACCAUCACAGAGGACCUGAGGCUCAAGGACUGGGAGCACUCCAAUAUCCUCAAGAACAUCACCUUCCUAGAAGGGCCUCCAGGACCAAAGGGUGAGAAGGGCGAUGUGGGGCCACUUGGGGCUCCUGGUGUGGCAGGCCUCACAGGGAUGAGAGGUUUUACAGGAGAAAAAGGCAUCCAGGGACCAAGGGGACUAAAGGGCCCUAGCGGCGCCGAUGGCCUACAGGGGGAGAAAGGGGAUAUGGGACCCGAAGGGCCCAAAGGUGACAGAGGAGACAGAGGACUGAAGGGCGAGAAGGGAGACCGAGGUGACCAUGGUGAAAAAACAGUGGAUGAGACACUGGUGAGGCUGGUGAAUGGAUCAGGCCCUCACGAGGGGCGAGUGGAGGUGUUCCACGAGAGGCGCUGGGGAACAGUGUGUGAUGAUGUCUGGGACAAGAAGGAUGGCGACGUGGUCUGCAGGAUGCUUGGCUACAGAGGAGCCUUCGAGAUUCAUAAAACAGGCCGGUUUGGACAAGGUACUGGGCUCAUUUGGAUGGAUGAUGUGGCCUGUGUUGGGAAUGAGGACACCAUUCACCAGUGCAAGUUCUCAGGCUGGGGUAAGACAAACUGUGGGCACGUGGAGGAUGCGGGGGUGACAUGCAACACCUAACACCCACCAUUUUAACCCCCACCGAGUUCAGUUAGAAACUGCUGAGAUGAAUUGCAGUUGACAGGCAGCGUGAGGUAGAGCAGAAGGGCUGUGUCCUGCUGUCCUUUACCCACCGACCGCUGUGGGCAGCUGAUUUGACAGUUAUGUGCAAACAUGCUUUGAUUCAGACCCCUUAGGGCCUCUUUGAUGGCUAUUGUCCAUGUAAAGUAGGUUUAUCAAUAGCUGAUACUUCUUAGCUGAACUAGAUUCAGUGCCAAAAAUGGACCAACUUAAAUAAUGGUCAGUCACAGAUGUUUGUCAAAUGUUUUGAUAGAUAAAGUGAUUACAAAGAACAGAAAGGGGAACAAAUGCCAUUUUAAAUGGAUGUAUGACUUGGCCCUAGAACGAUUUAUUGGUUUGUGUCUGACAAUUUUACUAUUUCUGCCUGUGGAGCCAAGCAUUGGUUUUUAUCAUCAUGAAUGAGAGCCUCUCUCUCUCUCUCUCUCUCUCUCUCUCUCUCUCUCUCUCUCUCUCACUCUCGUUUUUUGCUUCUCCCUUCAACUGGCUUUAUUUUAAUUUUUUUACGUUAGAGCGUAGCCAAAAAUGCCACCCUCUUCAUCGAUAAUUGCAGGGGCGGUUUAAAGAUUGACGCUUGGUUUAUGUAUGGAAACCAUGACUCUAACGAUGAGUAAGACUAAUUACAGCCUAAGAGGGCUAGUUACAGUUUGGGGAAAAUAAAGUGAAAUGGUCAAACAUGGACAAUGAAUUGAGGUUUCUCACAGGAAAUGAAACAGGGAAAUAUGUAUUAUUGUGUGAAAUAAACAAAACCAACCCCUGAUGUAAGAUACUUUCACAUGUAAAUCACGUGUUGACAUGAUAUGAUGUCUGUAAGAAAAAUAUUUCUGUAGAUGAUCCCUUGCCAAAUAUUGAUUUGUGAUAAGCAAUACAAUGUGCUGAGGUCCUGAGGACUAGGUUUGAUCCACUCUCAGACACAUGAAUCUGGACUAUCUCAGUAUUUCAGCUGGAGCAUUGUAGCAGCUCCCCUCAGAAAUGGUCCUCAACUUUAUCCACUGAGGUUCAUGCUCAGACAAGUGCUAUAGAGGUGUUGCAAUGCACUCGUUUUCUAAGCCAACAGCCAAGGAUAACACCUUACAAUCUCUAUAUAUAUUCACUCAGAUUGAUCAUGCUUCCAUCUUGGGAAAGGUCCUUCAACAGAAAAGAAAGGAGAAAAAAUAUUUUCUACUAAAAAUAUUUUCAUACUAAACAUUUAUUCUGGUUUUGUAGAAAUAGAUAUUCCUACAGUAUGUGAUCAUCGCUAUUAUAAUCCUGUCUCAAAUAUUCAACCAGGGUGCAGUUAGUCUGUGAACAUAACAGAGGUUUUUCUUGCAUGGAUCUUCAACUGUGCUGGAAAUGAAUCACUGUCAUGCAAUGCUGUUUCACAUACAUUUAAGGGAGCAGACUGCACACAUUUGCUUUGUAUAAUAGGGACCACAAACCCAGGUUCCCACUUUUGUAAUUGUUCAUAUACCGUGGAAAUAAUAAAAUAUACAUUUGUUUAUA